AUGCCUCGAGUCGUCCGCCUCGCUGCUGCCCAGAUGGGCACCACCAAUAAGUGGGAUACGCGCGAACAAACAAUGCAGCGGAUGAUCAAGCUGCUUGUUGAUGCGGCCGGGCAGGGUGCGCAGGUCGUGCUCUUCCCAGAGAUCGCCUUCACGACCUUCUUUCCUCGCUACCUGAUCCUCGAUGAGCAGGAGAUCGAGUCAUGGUUCGAGCACGGUGACGUGACAACCGCACCCAACACCAAGCCUCUCUUCGACGAAGCGCACAAGCUCGGCGUCGAUAUUUGCGUGGGUUUCGCCGAAAAUACGCCCGAGAACGACCACUACAACAGUUGCGUGUACUACCACGCGAAGACAGGCUCGGUGCUGGCCAAGUACCGGAAGAUCCAUCUUCCCGGCGAUGCAGAGCCGCUGCCGGAUCCCAAGGCCAUUAACCAGCUGGAAAAACGGUACUUCAAGCCGGGCAACCUGGGGUGGCAGGCAUUUCGCGUGCCCGAACUGACAUCAUCAUUAUCCUCGUCUUCUUCUUCCGCUCCCCCAGACGAGCGCGGGGACCCGAUCUUCGGCAUGAUGAUCUGCAACGACCGCCGAUGGGCCGAAUCGUGGAGGGUCCUCGGCCUGCAGGGGGUGGAAGUCGUGCUGUGUGGCUACAACACAAACGGGUACGCGCCUGAGCUAUGGGGGGUGUCGGCAGCGACGUUGGGCCGGAAAGAGGCGGAGGAGCUGUCACUCUUCCACCACCAGCUCGUCAUGCAGGCCAACUCGUACACGAACGCUACGUUUUCCGUGUGCGCGGCACGCUGUGGCCUCGACGACGGCCAGUUCCCGCUGAUUGCGGGAUCGAUGAUCAUCGACCCGGAAGGUCGCAUUCUGGCGCAGAGCAGCACGACAGCCGACGAGCUAGUCAUCGCCGACUGCGACCUCGAGCUAUGCCGGCCAGGGAAACAGCGCACGUUUGACUUUGCUCGCCAUAGACGCAUCGAGCAUUACCAACCCAUCGCCACGCAGACGGGAGUCAUUGAGCCAUCCCGAGACACAGACGCCCGAUCUGUAGAGAAAAAGGAGCCAGUUCUAAAAGGCGACACCGUCAGAGAAAUCAAGAAGAUCCGUGUAUUGCUCUGCAACCCCAACACAACACAAAGCAUGACCGACGCCUGCGUACAGAGCGUCCAGGCCUCCCUCCCCGCCGACGUAGAAGUCCACGGCCUGACGGCGUCCGCCCCCGCCCCGACAGCAGUGGAGGGACACUUCGACGCCGUGAUGUCCGCCGCGAGCGCCGUGCGCGCCAUCCUCCCCCUCGCAGACCGCUACGACGCCUUCCUAGUCGCCUGCUACAGCGAUCAUCCGCUUAUCCGCAUGCUGCGCGAGGAAGUCGACCAGCCCGUCGUGGGGAUCAUGGAGGCGAGCCUGAUCGCGGCCCGUACGCUGGGAAACAGGUUCGGCGUCGUGGCCGUCUCGGCGAGGUCGCGCGUCAUGCACGAAGAUGCGAUCAGGCACUACGGGUUGACUUCCUUUUUCGUGGGUGUGGGGAGUUGUGAUAUCGGCGUGCUGGAUCUAGCAUGCCACAACGACACCACCAAUACUGGUAUUAAAGUUGUUGAAUCUAUCGUUGCGGAUGUGGCUGCCUCCCUUGUCGAUCAAGGGGCAGACACGCUCACCCUCGGAUGCGCGGGAAUGACGACCCUCAAGACCGCUGUUGAGAAGCGUGUCGGUCCGAAAGUGCAGGUUGUUGACGGGGUGGUUGCGGGCGUGCACCAUCUCGUCGGGCUGGUGCGUAUGGGUUGCAAGACGGCCAAGGCGGGGAUGUAUAUGAGUUCGCGGGCUAAGAGGAUCGCGCGUGGUCAGGAAUAUUAUUGA
Molecule: messenger RNA, 1854 nt
Organism: Penicilliopsis zonata CBS 506.65
Lineage: Eukaryota; Fungi; Ascomycota; Eurotiomycetes; Eurotiales; Aspergillaceae
Exons: 1
Coding region: 1-1854 (617 amino acids)
Source: RefSeq, a predicted model, not a curated record